Molecule: messenger RNA, 7430 nt
Organism: Clarias gariepinus (North African catfish)
Lineage: Eukaryota; Metazoa; Chordata; Actinopteri; Siluriformes; Clariidae
Gene: gatad2b
Product: GATA zinc finger domain containing 2B
Exons: 11
Coding region: 395-2281 (628 amino acids)
Biological process (GO): negative regulation of transcription by RNA polymerase II
Cellular component (GO): NuRD complex
Molecular function (GO): sequence-specific DNA binding
Source: RefSeq, a predicted model, not a curated record
GGCCGCCCGGCCUGCUGGAAUGAGGAGGGAGUUAAUAUGGCUGUCCACAGUUCAUCUGCCAGUGUAGUAGUAAGCUCGCCCUGCGCCGCUGACACGACGCGCAUAACAAACCCGUGGAGUUCGCAGCGUUUCGGAGCCGCUUGUCCCCUCCCCUCCAGACACAGACAACAACAUUCACGAUAAUAGGGGCGCGUCUCCGACACCGCCGCCGACCAAUAAGCCGCGUGUCUGGGCAGAGAGCGAGCGGCCGAGCGCACGCCGAGGCCCAAUCAGCGCUUUUGUGUUCACUGCCGGCGCCGGGGACUGCACGGGAAAGAGGUGCCGCACGCAGCGCUUCAGGAUCGGAGAGCGAGCCCGGAGCCAGAGCAACCUGAGGCGGAGAAGGCGAGUCAGGAUGGAGCGGAUGUCCGAGGAGGCGUUGAGGUUGAACUUGCUGAAGCGGGGUCUGGAAACGGCCGACGAGAGGGAGGAAGCGCUGGCCAAGCGCCUGAAAAUGGAGGGUCACGAGGCUAUGGAGCGACUGAAGAUGCUGGCGUUGCUCAAGCGCAAGGACCUCGCCGCUCUCGAAGGAGCCGCCAUGGCAGAAGGAAAAGGACCCGGGAUCAGCCAGGGGCUGAUGGGCGCUUCGGCGAUAUACGAGGAGAAGCUGAACGGGAGUCUGAGGAGCACGGGUCAUGGAGGACCCAGCAAGAACGGGAAAGAGAACAUGAUGGACGAACCGGUGGACAUGAGCGCCAAGAGAAGCGGUGUGGAGCGAGAGAGGUGUACUCCAUCUCCAGAUGUGAUUAUCUUGUCAGAUAAUGAAGCGUCAAGCCCGAGGAGCACUCCGCACCCAGAGGAGCGCCGCCAUCACCCUAACCUAGACAUGUUCAAGGGGAAGACGGGUGAGGAGAGGCAACAGAUGAUCAAAGCCCUACGUGAGGAGCUGAGGCUGGAGGAGGCCAGGCUCGUGCUGCUGAAGAAGCUGAGACAAAGCCAGAUGCAGAAAGAGAACGUCGUACAGAAGGUUCCAGUCGUCCAGAAUCCCCCCUCCACCGUGCAGCCUUCCACCAUCCACAGUUCACAGGGGCUGACCAAACUGCCUGUGCGGCCCGGCAUGCACACCUCCGAGCCCCAGAACCUCCGCACAGCCCAGGGCCACACGGUGAUCAGGUCUGCAGCCAGUGCCUCCCUGCCCCCCAUGAUGAUGUCUCAGCGAGUGAUCGCUCCUAACCCAGCCCAGCUGCAGGGACAGAGAUUGCCCUCUAAGCCUGGCAUGGGCCGACCCUCUACAGGAAGCAUGAGCAAUGCAAUCAAUUACCAGCAGGCUGCUAGUCAACAGGUGGCGGCCUCACAGCGUUCCGGCUCCUCGGCGGCCAUCUACAUGAACCUGGCUCACAUGCAGGCAGCCGGGGCAGCAGGUGUGCCAGGCGUCGGGGUGGGCGUGAGUGCAGUUAGCCCCUCCGCACUUCCCGGCAGCUCCAGCGUGGGCUCAGUGGGCAGUUUGAGCGAUCAGGCCAGCAGCCAGGCAGCCGCCAAGCUGGCAUUGCGCAAGCAGCUGGAGAAAACACUGCUGGAGAUCCCUCCACCCAAACCUCCCGCACCCCUGCUCCACUUCCUACCUUCUGCCGCCAACAGCGAGUUCAUCUACAUGGUGGGACUGGAGGAGGUGGUUCAGAGUGUCCUCGACAGCCAGGGUAAAAUAAGGGGUUCCCUUUCGCGCAUGGAGCCGUUCUUCUGCGCCCAGUGCAGGACCGACUUCACCCCCCACUGGAAGCAGGAGAAAAGCGGUCGCAUCCUGUGCGAGCAGUGCAUGACCUCCAACCAGAAGAAGGCCCUAAAGGCUGAACACACCAACCGUCUGAAAAACGCCUUCGUCAAAGCCCUGCAACAGGAGCAGGAAAUCGAGCAGAGGCUUCAGCAGCAGGCGGCUCUGUCCCCGAGCGCAGCUCAGACCGUCCCCAGCGUCAGCAAGGCUGAGAGCAUGAUCCGACACCACGCCCUCCGACAGGCUCCGCAACCACAGGCGGCCCUUGCGCGGGGUCUAUCCGGCUUCGCCCAGGCGUCGCAGCUCUCGGUGGCCAGCGGCCUGUUGGGUAUGACCAGCAAACGCUGCGGAGGAGGCGGCAGUCGGUCGCAGCAUGAGAGCCGCCGACAGAUUUACAACAUCCCAGGCUUGAAUAUCGCCUAUUUGAACCCAGGAGGCCACAAGGCAUCGAGCCUGGCGGACCGGCAGAGGGAGUAUCUGCUAGACAUGAUCCCCCCACGCUCCAUAUCUCAAUCCAUCACUGGCCAGAAAUGAGCUCUUACACACACUCACUCACACACACACACACACACACACACCCACACUGCAACCAUCACCCCUGUCGCAUGCAGUGCCUGUCCGUGUGCCUACCCAACUAACCCAUGAGAAUAACUCGGCCCAGACGAACACCAGACUGUCUAGACUUCCAUUUCCUUAUUAUAACAAGGCUCUUUAUUUCUUGCUAUUGCUCUGUCAGUUAUCACCUUUAUUAUUAUUAAUAUUAUUAUUAAUAUCAUUAUUGCUUGUGUUACAGGUAUUCUUAUGUUUAUUCGUAGUUUUAGUGACUUGUGGAUUUUUUUUGUUUUGUUUUUGUUUCGUUUAUCUGUUUGACAUUUUUAUUUAUUUCUCUCUCAAGGAAGGGGCUAGAUUUCAGGGUUACUUGAAAAUGAAAACGUGUUGCUCUUAUUUUCCUCCUUAGCUUCCUCCCUUUUGCACCCUGUACAAUGAUGAGAGGUUGCUCUCGCAUAACAAAAGCCCUUUUAUUGUUGUUAUUAUUAUUAUUAUUAUUAUUAUUAUGAUUAUAAUGUAUCCCACAUUGAAGCUUUGGGAAAGAGGACAGUUCUCCUAUGCCAUGUGAUGAUUUAAAAAAUAAAUAAAUAAUUGUAGCAAACACACACAUUUCAAAAAGGAAAGAGCCCCGGGGGAGACUGCGUCUGGCGGAACGACUGACUUUUCCAGAAAACCAAUCCUUAUGCACUGAGACGCUGACGGCUGUUCUGCCUUGAGAAGGCAACGUGAUACAAGAACACUAGGUGCCGUGUGCAGAAUUAUCGAAGGAAGUUUUGGUAAAAAAAAAAAAAAAAAAAACUACACCGCAGAAGGACGGCUGAAAAAAGAAAAAAAAGAGCAACAAUGAUGAUCAAGCUAAAAAAAAAAAAAGAAAAAAGGCUAUGUUGUGCAAGAAAUUUCAAGUCCCGGAUUAGUGCAUCUUCUGCAUCCCAUCAACGCCUUUAUUUCUGCGACAUCGAUGCCGCAUGGAGAGGACGUCUCUUUUCGAAGUGCCAUGAAAAACACGUAUGGAGAUCCACAAGCGAGCAUCCUAAUGAACCUUAAUUCCCUUCGUCUUUGGUCUUAAUCCUUCUUCAGCAUCCUUAAUGUUUUAUUUUCCCCUUCUACGGCGGCGUCUCCCGCCGCAACGGUGACGUAUCUGAGAGGUACACGCCACGGGAGACGAUAAUCAUCAAAAUGUUAAAUGGACUAAUAAACUAUUCAAAUCUCUAUCUGAUUUAUGUACAGAUUCCUAACGUGAGAUAAGAGUCGGAAGAGGGAAAGAUGGAGGUCGUAUAUCUAUAAUAGCGUAGGCAAGGAUCAAUCACAGUGACGAGGCAGCUCAUGCUCGAGAUGCCUUUUCCUCCAGGAGCACUUUUUAUUUUUUUAAAUUGAGAACUGAAAAAAAGAAAAUGAAAAAAAAUGGUUAGAAAGAGGACAAGAGUGUUGCAGCUCCAAGGCUCUCGAGGAGGUAUAGAUGUCACCAGAGCGUCUCGGAGAGAGAGAGAGCGCGUGAGAGAGAGCGUGUCGUGAAUCUCGCAGCAUCGGUUCAUUUCCGUUGUUGAUCCGGUCGGUGCCUCGGGUCCACCGGUACAUUUCUGUAACGUUUUCUAAACGUCCACAUUUCAGGCCAGGAUACAAACAGGGCAGUAUGGCAGAUGUUGCACAAGGUGGCAGCACUCGCAGUGUUUGGUCAGUAUGCAGUAUUAGACUCUCCUGUAAGUUUCACAAUGAGACGAACAACACUUUUUUUUUUUUUUUUUUUUCUCCUUCAGUUUUUUGGUGCUACAAGCUGCAAGUCCUUUUCUUAUUCUGCUAACGAAUUACCCCUUGAUCAACUCCCAUCACUGCUUUAUCCAAGCAAUUCGUGUAAAUUGUUCAGCGCAAUAGAAAUGGGUCACAAAGACAAAAAAAAAGCGUUUGUGUUGCGCUUCAGCAGUUUGGUCUGGCGUAGAAGGGUCUCUGCAAAUCAACACACAGCUUAGAAAUAUUUCUACCCUGAUGUUGGAAGAGUGCUCUCUUCACAAGGGCUCAUUGAUGAAAUGUAGACCAUGAUAUGCCUUUCAGUUUCACCAGAUCUCAACCCAAAUCAACACCUCUGGACUCGCACCACCACACCACCACCAUCAUCAUCAUUAGGAAGCCAAUUACGGGAAUAUCUUUCAAUAUCAAUAGGUCAGUACAGUACAGUUCCAUAGCCUGGUGCAUCGAAUUGUCUGGUCUCAGCAACUUUCUAAAGGUCUUUGUCUGGGCGGCAGUGGAUCUGGAGCUGGGUGCGUGAGAUUUGAGUACACCCUGAAUAGGAUGCCAUUUUAAAUUUAUUAUUAUAAUUUUUUUAAUUUGUCACCGGUUCUCUUGAUCAUUUCAAAUGGAAAUAAAUUGUUGGCACACUGCAAGAAUUUGUGUAGUUCCAUUAACAAGCACUGAAAUCAUGUGUUACAUACGAGCAGUUUGUCAAAAAGUGCUGCUUUUUACGUUUUUUUUUGUUUGUUUGUUUGUUUUGUAAGAGAAAUCAAUCAAGUGCACCAAUGUGUGUUUUUUAUGUUUUGUAAAACCAUUGUUUUAAAAGCCUAUGUGAAAUAUUCUUGCUCGGGAAAGAAAGAUGCAACUUUAAAACAAAACAAAAAGUCAUUAGCUGUGUCUCAGAUUGCAUACUCGUGCGCCACUUUUUUCUUUUUCUUUUCCUCCUACUGAGAAACUCCAACAUGACCUGAUUUUGUGUCGCCGAACAAAUGAAGCACGGACAAUUUUUUUGCACUAACCUUGUCCCAUCAUGCUCCACAGAACAAAGGGGAGGGGCUCGCAGCAGAUAUCUGCGUCCGCAGUGCCGUUUUAAACAUUCCCAAACUUUUACAUUUAUUGAAAAUAAACAAAAAAAUCAAAAAUACCGAACGUAGCACAGUAAAUGUUAGCUAGCUAACAUCAGGUAGCACUGAAUCCCGAUCUGGCACUAUUGUUUAAUAUAACUGUGUGUUAUUAUUAAUGUCAAUUUCCCUUAAUUAUUUGAAUCUAUUGAGUCUUUCAUGUCCGAACGGUCAAAGAUUGUGACGUGAGCUAUUUACACAGCUAUUUAAAACUACCUUGACUUUGAUUCACAGGUGCAAUAUUAAAUGAUAAAAAGUUUACGCUUAAGAGAUUUUCUUAGUUUUUCGGUUUCAUCUGACGUCUUCGAAGGCGUAUGAUCUUCUGCCCCUCUGAUUUAAGUGUCCUGUAGGCUGAGCUGUGUAGAGUCCGUCUCCUUUCUCUCUGCUAAUCUUUCUGCCAGACUGUAAUGGAUGCAUCCGUAUUUGUUUCUAGAGAUCUACCAGUCGGAAUUUGAAACGUCGUUUUCUAAGGUUUUAACAAGAAGAUUUCUUUCGAUUCCUUUGGGGUUUUUUUUGUUUGUUUGUUUGUUUUGUUUUAAUUCGAUUUCUUUAUUUAAUUUGUGAACUUUCAUACAAAAACCUACAUGUAAUCAAAAAAAACACAAACAAAAAAAAAACUAUGAGAUGGCAACACAAUAUUUACUAGGUCAUAAGUAAUAAUGACUUAUUGUACAUACGCUUUUUUUUUCUCCUUUUGAAUUAAAAAAAUGAAAUUAAAAUGGUUGUAUAUUGUGUAGAAACGCAAGCAAAAAGCCAUGAAUAUUGUGAAGCUUGUCAUUUCGUUUAGUGAUCACUGUGUAUUAUUGUGUAACAAAUGUGCAAAAUGUAUGGGAUUAUACUUCUCUUGUUUUGUUUUAUGUUUUGUUUUUUUGUUUGUUUGUUUUUUAGCUCUCUUUGAUGCAUUUUUCUCCCAGCCUGUAUGUUUUUGUAGUAUGUAGUAUUUGCAAAAGAAAAAAAAAAUUAUAUAUUUCCCGGUGGAGCAUUUGAUCCAUUCUCCAGCCUUUGGACAAGGACAUAAUGGGAUAAUCUUGUAUAUGUUACUUUUGUGUGUGUGUGUGUGUGUGUGUGUGUGUGUGUGUGUGUUGCUUUUUUUUUUUUUUUUUUUUUUUUUGGUCAAUAACAUUGAAGUUAAACCAACGUUUGGUGAAUGCAUCGGUUUCUCCUGCUAUUCCGUGCAAAGUGUCGGCCUCACGUCUGCGCAGUGGAUCGGACACUUGACAGUAUUACCCCAAACCUGACCAAAACCCAAAGCACUCAGCUGUAGAUACGACACAAGACAAUGCACACUUCAUUUCCCCUGCGUUCAGAUACAGGGUGUCCUUUACACAUUUGGGAGACAAUGUAAAUCCUCAUUUUCUACUUCUCAUGCUCUACCAUCUUAUUUCAUUAUGCCUUUUAUUCAUGUCUUUCCCCGAGUAGGGGAUUUUUUGCAAUGCUCUUAAUUUUCCAUGGAAGAAUUGUAUACGUUGUAUACGUCUGCAGGUUAAGGAAAAUGCUUGCCUUUGACUGUUCUAUCGCUUAUUGUUUUCAGUUCGGUAAAUUUUUAAGACGAAAAGAGUUAAGACGACAAUUUUGCACACUUUCAAGUAUUAUUAAGAGUGUGACCUCCUUUCAGUUCAUAGACUAACUGUCCGUGAUUCCUUGAUUGGACAAUCAGCUUUUCUGGAGACGAGCAUUUUAGUGCUCGGGUUUCCGUCUUUUCACCGCGUAUUGUCUCUCAAGUACUCAGAUCAUUGUUUUAUUUCUUUCUUUGUCCCUGUUUUUUUUCCCUUCUUUAUUUUGUUUUUGUUGCAAAGUGCAAGUCACAUUUGAUGACGUGUGGGAGAAAAGCGGCUUUUUAUUUUUAUUUGAUUAGAUUUUUUUUUUAUAUAAUUUCUUUUUUUACAGAUUCUGCUGCAGUUCCACCAGUUUAAAUACUCAGAACACUUGGCAAUAUGUAUAUCUGUUUUGUUUUAAAAAAUAAAACAAUUAAAAAAAAAAUCUUAAGUUUGAAAAACUAGUGUAUGAACAACUGGGGAUUAGCUUUAACAGUAAUGAAUUUCAGAUCAAGGCUAAAAAUGUGCUUUUUGUCAAGUUUUUACUUUUUAUUUGGAACAUUUAAUCCAGACCUUUUGCACAUCCUUGAUAUUUAACUGUCUAAAAAAAAUGAAGCUGAAAAAAAAAUGCUGUUUGAUUACUGCCGAUUGAUUAACAAUUAUGCGUUGACUGAAAAAAAAAUAUAUAAGCUAAUUUUGGAGGAAAUAACUUUGUAAUAUUUAUCUCUUGCAAGCUAUGUUUAAUAAAGGAUGGAA